CAAAUAUCUGUCAAUUUGUUAAACUGCUGUCUGUCGUUGAUUACCGACAGAGAAGUGGAAAAUCUGGAAAGUCGGUCCAUGUGAAACAUCUUUAAUAAUUUUAUGAAAUUUAAUUAAAAUACGAUAAAUUAUUAUUUCGUGUAUAUCACAAAAUCGUAUUAUGCCACCCAAAGUGAAACCAGGAGCCCCCAGUAAAAAAACAGAACAAAAAAAGAAAGAAAAAGUCAUAGAGGACAAAACAUUCGGAUUAAAAAAUAAAAAAGGGGCGAAACAACAAAAGUUUAUACAACAGGUUGAGAAGCAGGUUAAAACUGGGGGAACACAUCCACUGAAAGAGGAUACAAAGAAAUUGGAGAAAGAAAAAAAGUUGAAAGAACAGAAAGAAUUAGCUGCACUUUUUAAACCAGUUCAAACGCAGAAAAUUGAAAAAGGUGCUGAUCCAAAGUCGGUAGUAUGUGCUUUCUUCAAGCAAGGUCAAUGUGGCAAAGGUGAUAAAUGUAAAUUUUCCCAUGACUUAACAAUUGAAAGAAAAGCUGAGAAACGUUCUAUGUAUGUGGACAUGCGAGAUGAUGAAAAUGAGACUAUGGAAAACUGGGACGAAGACAAACUUAAAGAAGUUAUUGAGAAGAAACAUGGCAAAUCGGGAAAAAUGCCUACGACUGAUAUUAUUUGCAAACACUUCUUGGAGGCCGUCGAAAAGUCCAAAUACGGUUGGUUCUGGCAGUGCCCGACUGGAGAAAGCUGUAUAUAUCGACACGCCUUACCUCCCGGCUUCGUGCUCAAAAAAGACAAGAAAAAACUCGAAGACAAGGCGAAUGAGAUAACCCUCGAAGAUCUCAUUGAAAAGGAACGUGCAGCGUUAGGACCCAAGCAGACGAAAGUAACGUUAGAAACCUUCUUAGCGUGGAAGAAGAGGAAAAUCCAAGAGAAGAAAGACCAGGCGAUGCAAGAUGAAGAAAAGAAACGAAGCGACUAUAAGGCCGGCAGGCAAGUCGGAUUAUCUGGCAGGGAAAUGUUCAGUUUCAAUCCAGAACUCGCAGCCGAUAGUAACAUGGAGGAAGGAGACGAGUUGUUCGAUUCGUCUGCGUUUAAUAAAGAGGAAGACGAGGAUAGCAAUGUUUACAAAGAGAUUAAUUUGGAUAUUUUGGGGGGAGAAGCACAAGAGGUGGACGGUUCUGGUACCAUAGCCACCGAAGAGAGAUUUAAAGAACAGAAACCCGAGGAGCCCACGACGUCGAACGGUGUGGCAGAAGGCGCAGCAGCUGUUCCCAUAAACGAGAAUCUUUUCCUCGAAGAAGACCUGGACGGUCUAGAUGAAGAAUUAAAUGAUUUAGAUCUAGAGGAAUAAUACUAGGGGUGGACCCACUCGAUCUACCCUAUCGGAUUUAUUAGAAAAUUUUUUUUUUGGAGAUUUCAAAUGUAAAUAGCCAAUUUAUUGUCACAAAUUAAUUAAUUACAUAGUGU
Molecule: messenger RNA, 1464 nt
Organism: Anoplophora glabripennis (Asian longhorned beetle)
Lineage: Eukaryota; Metazoa; Arthropoda; Insecta; Coleoptera; Cerambycidae
Product: zinc finger CCCH domain-containing protein 15 homolog
Exons: 5
Coding region: 161-1348 (395 amino acids)
Biological process (GO): cytoplasmic translation
Cellular component (GO): cytosol
Molecular function (GO): mRNA binding; metal ion binding
Source: RefSeq, a predicted model, not a curated record